This is a messenger RNA of Artibeus jamaicensis (Jamaican fruit-eating bat), 3029 nucleotides long. RefSeq names its product PAX3 and PAX7 binding protein 1 (gene PAXBP1). Gene Ontology annotation, biological process: mRNA splicing, via spliceosome; positive regulation of transcription by RNA polymerase II. Gene Ontology annotation, molecular function: DNA binding. The coding region runs from base 143 to 2905 and encodes 920 amino acids. NCBI's taxonomy places the organism in Eukaryota, Metazoa, Chordata, Mammalia, Chiroptera, Phyllostomidae. The transcript is spliced from 18 exons. The record is from RefSeq and is a predicted model, not a curated record. Gene Ontology annotation, cellular component: nucleus.
GCGCGCCAGGAGGUGCGCGGUACCGCGAGGGAGGACAGCUCCGGGCCGGGGCUGGGGGGCGCGCGCGUGCGCCGUCGCGAGCUCGGCAGUGCCGGGGCCGCCGUGGGGGAGCGAGGCUGAGACCGCCGUGCGGGCCGCGGGGAUGUUCCGAAAGGCCCGGCGAGUGAACGUGCGCAAGCGGAACGACUCGGAGGAGGAGGAGCGGGAGCGCGAUGAGGAGCAGGAGCCGCCGCCGUUGCUUCCGCCUCCCGGCGCUGGCGACGAGCCGGGCCCCGGCGGCGGCGGCGGAGGCGAUCGGGCCCCCGCGGGGGAGGGGCUGCUGGGCCCGGGGCCGCCGCCGCCGUCCGCGCUGACCGCGGGCCCGGGAGCCGAGGCCGGCGGCUGCUUCCCGGGCGGCGCUGAGCCGGGCAACGGGCUGAAGCCGCGCAAGAAGCCGCGCGAGAACAAAGAGGUGCCUCGGGCCAGCCUGCUGAGCUUCCAGGACGAGGAGGAAGAAAAUGAAGAAGUUUUCAAAGUGAAGAAAUCAAGUUAUAGCAAAAAAAUAGUGAAAUUACUUAAGAAAGAAUAUAAAGAAGAUCUUGAAAAAUCGAAAAUUAAGACAGAAGUCAACUCAUCGGCCGACAAUGAGCCACCUUUGGACAAAGCAGGACAUGCUAAGGACACCGGUCCAGAGGAUGGGGUUAUCCUCGGUGAGCGCGGCGAAGACGAGAUGGACGUGGAAAGCGAGAAGGAGGAGGGGAAGCCCAAGGCUGGCGGGGCCUUCGCGGAUGCUCUGUCGUCUUUGAAUGUCCUCCGUCCAGGAGAAAUCCCAGACGCGGCUUUCAUACACGCCGCCAGGAAGAAGCGCCAGAUGGCCCGGGAGCUGGGAGACUUCACUCCGCACGAAAGCGAGCCGGGUAAAGGCCGCCUCGUUCGAGAAGAUGAGAACGAUGCCAGUGAUGACGAAGACGAUGACGAGAAGCGCCGGAUAGUGUUUUCUGUGAAAGAAAAAUCACAAAGACAAAAAAUUGCCGAGGAAAUAGGUAUUGAGGGGAGUGACGACGACGCUUUAGUGGCCGGAGAGCAGGAUGAAGAGCUCAGCCGGUGGGAGCAGGAGCAGAUCCGAAAAGGGAUCAAUAUCCCCCAGGUUCAAGCAAGUCAGCCCACCGAAGUGAAUAUGUAUUACCAGAACACCUACCCGACCGUGCCUUACGGCUCCUCCUACGGCAUUCCUUAUAGCUACACAGCCUAUGGAUCAGCUGAUGGCAAAUCUCAAAAAACAGAUAGUACAGCCCCUUUCAAAACUCCCAGUAAUGAGAUGACUCCCGUUACUAUUGAUCUGGUAAAGAAACAGCUUAAAGACAGGUUGGACGCCAUGAAAGAGGCGCACAAAGCCAACCAGCAGCAGCGUGAGAAGCACCUGCAAAGCCGCGUGGACUCCACCCGGGCGAUUGAAAGACUGGAAGGGUCCUCGGGGGGUACUGGUGAACGGUAUAAGUUUUUGCAAGAAAUGCGAGGGUAUGUCCAAGACUUGCUUGAGUGUUUCAGUGAAAAGGUGCCACUGAUUAACGAACUUGAAUCAGCAAUUCAUCAGCUGUACAAACAGCGAGCUUCCCGCCUUGUCCAAAGACGACAAGAUGAUAUUAAAGAUGAAUCUUCGGAGUUUUCAAGCCAUUCAAACAAAGCUCUGAUGGCGCCAAACCUGGACUCCGUUGGGCGAGACCGAGCCCUGUGCCAGGAGCACGCCAAGCGCCGGAUCGCGGAGCGGGAGGCCAGGAGGACUCGCCGGCGACAAGCCAGAGAGCAGACCGGUAAGAUGGCUGAUCACCUCGAAGGCCUUUCCAGUGACGAUGAAGAAACAUCCACAGACAUCACCAACUUCAAUCUGGAAAAAGAUCGCAUUUCGAAAGAGUCCAGCAAGGUUUUUGAAGAUGUCCUGGAGAGUUUCUGUUCAAUUGACUGUAUCAAGUCCCAGUUCGAAGCGUGGCGUUCAAAGUACUACACGUCCUACAAGGACGCUUACAUCGGCCUGUGUUUGCCGAAGCUGUUCAACCCCCUCAUAAGGCUGCAGCUUCUCACCUGGACUCCUCUCGAGGCCAAGUGCCGGGACUUUGAGAGCAUGCUGUGGUUCGAGUCCCUGCUCUUCUACGGCUGUGAGGAGCGGGAGCAGGAGCGGGGGGACGUGGACACGGCGCUGCUGCCCACGGUCGUGGAGAAGGUGCUCCUCCCCAAGCUGGCAGUGAUAGCGGAGAACAUGUGGGACCCCUUUUCUACAACACAGACUUCACGGAUGGUUGGGAUCACAUUAAAACUAGUAGACGGAUACCCUUCAGCAGUGAACGCAGAAAACAGAAACACACAGUUAUACCUGAAAGCGCUCUUGCUGAGGAUGAGGAGAACGUUAGAUGACGAUGUGUUCAUGCCCCUGUAUCCCAAAAACGUCUUAGAAAAUAGAAACUCGGGGCCGUACUUGUUUUUUCAGCGGCAGUUUUGGUCUUCGGUUAAGCUGCUGGGGAAUUUUCUUCAGUGGAGCGGCAUCUUCUCGAACAAGACCCUUCAGGAGCUGGCCAUCGACGGCCUGUUAAAUAGAUACAUUCUCAUGGCUUUUCAGAACUCGGAGUGUGGAGACGACAGCAUCAGGAAAGCCCAAAGUGUCAUCAAUUGUUUCCCCAAGCAGUGGUUCGCGAACCUGAAAGGAGAGAGGACCAUUUCUCAGUUAGAAAACUUCUGUCGGUACCUCGUACACUUAGCAGAUACGAUUUAUAGAAACAGCAUCGGAUGCUCUGAUGUGGAAAAAAGAAAUGCAAGGGAAAACAUAAAGCAGAUAGUAAAACUCCUUGCAAGUGUCCGAGCCCUGGAUCACGCUAUGUCUGUUGCAAGUGACCAUAAUGUGAAAGAAUUUAAGUCUUUGAUUGAAGGAAAAUAGAUCUAUGCGACUGAGAAGCCUGCUUGCUUUAAUACCAUUCCUAAUGUAUAAAUUUUGUAUAUAUGUAAAGUUUCUUAAACUGUAAAAUGGUUGUUGUUUUAAUACAAAGAACAUUACUAUUCAA